Messenger RNA from Hippopotamus amphibius kiboko, 4095 nucleotides. It is a transcript of the gene GFER, whose product is annotated as growth factor, augmenter of liver regeneration. Bases 2347 to 3513 code for a protein of 388 amino acids. Gene Ontology annotation, biological process: liver development. The transcript is spliced from 4 exons. Gene Ontology annotation, molecular function: flavin adenine dinucleotide binding; flavin-dependent sulfhydryl oxidase activity. Gene Ontology annotation, cellular component: mitochondrion. The record is from RefSeq and is a predicted model, not a curated record. Lineage: Eukaryota; Metazoa; Chordata; Mammalia; Artiodactyla; Hippopotamidae.
AGGCCCUGCCUCUCAGCACAGACACUGGGUGGGGGUCAGUCAGGAGAGCUUUACUCAGAGAACAAGGGAGAGUGUAGCCUCCUGGCCCCACCAGCCAGGGGGCACCCCCCUCAACUGCUCCUCCCACGGCCUUGAGGCUGAUGUGGCUGCCAGGCAUCAUUCCUGGGGUCUGGAGGCCCUGGGCUGCCGCUCCAGCCAUGGGGUGCACAGUGCAGCCUUCCACAGUGUGCUGCACGCUCUCAACGGGGUCCCUGACACCCUGGGUCCCGCCCCAGUGCCUUACGGGUGAUGGUGCAGCAGCGGCUCUGAAUGGCACUCCGAGGCGGUCGGGCAGGCACAGGAGGCGGAAGGGUCACAGCCUGGGAGGACUUGGGGGAGCUUUGGGCUUCGCCCUCCCUGUCCUCCCCACCAUCUGCCCGGAGGUGGAGCCGCAGCCCGCUGAGGAGUGUGCCCAGCACAUCAGGCUGCAGCAUGGCAGCUGGGAGAAGGCCAGUGUGGCCUUGGAACCUGUGGGGCAGGGCAGGGUUUGGUGAGCUCUGGGCCCUGCCCCUGCUAGGCUGGGCCGCCAGAGCCCCACCCCCACACACCUGCACAGCCACCAGCCACGGUCUGAUGUUUCCAGCACACACACACGUGCCCCCGCGGGCACCGACAGCUCGUCAGCUUGGCUGCUCUCGUAGGCACGGGAAGCGUAGAACUGGGACCCUGGGAAUGGCUGCUUGGUGGUCAGUGCAGGCCCACAGAGGCCAGGGCCCCACCUCCUGGUCCCCGCAUCAUGGACUGCUGAAUCACUGCCUCCAGGCUCCCCUCUGGAUUUCUGCUGACACCAGAGGCCACUCUAAAACCCACUGGGGCUCUGGCUUGCUGUGGGGACUACACACUACAGACCCAUUCAUCAUCAUCAUCACCCCCCCAGCCCCCGUCAUCCCAGGACCUCCCUCCCCAGUCUGCGUGCCGCUUGUGGCCCAGCCUUGCCAAGAACAGUGCCCCAUGGUGGCAGGUGUGGGGAGGAGGGUUGGUCUCACCAUUACUCUCUAGGCGCUGUCCCGCGUCUCGUCCCUGGCCCAUGGCCACCUCCUCCAGGUAGGGAGCAGGAAACCAUGCCGUCUGCUGGUCCUUGUUCACCACCAGCCACCAGCCUGUGCCCAAGAUGGGGGUAGGGGGUGUUUUGGUUCUGAGUCCCACUGGGAUCCCAGGGGGCAGAAGGGUGUGUCCCCAGACUCCUGCCCAGCCCCACCUGAGGGGUGUCGCAGCAGCACGUCUAGGGCCUCCUGGGCCUGAGCAUGGAAGGGCUGGCCCCACGUAUCCUGGGUGCUGAAGGGCUGCAGGCAGCGCAGGCUCUGGGCCUCCAGGCUGCGGAUGGCAGGGCUGCCCGUGGGGCCUGGCAGGGGCUCUUGCCAGGCGGGAAGGAUUACCAGGCUGGUAAGGGCCAAGGGCACAGGUGAGGGGUGGGUGGGAAGUGUGGGAGCUGCCUGGUGUCCCACAAGUCCAUCCAGCCUCCGAGCCUCCCCUCCUCAUUGGCCCUUCCUCCACCACGCCUCCGCAUCCUCCAAAUGUUUCUGCUGACAGAGUUGGGAGCGGGUUGGUCACCUGCCAGCUGGCAGCGCAGGCUCCAGGUCCAUAGGUUGCGGUGCAAAGAAGCCAGUGAGUACAGGGCUGUGGGCCACACGCUCCCCUGCCGCCAGCAGCGCCCUUGUGUAGGUCUCCAGCAGCUGUAGGCGUGCCAGGCCUCUGCCCGUGCGGCCCCGGUGCACCAACAAGGAUGCAUCUGUGGGCAGGAGAGGGACAGAAUGUGGGAUCCCCCCCCAAGGGCUCCCCACAUCAGACCGCUGCCUCCCCCACCCCUCCUGGGAUCCCUGCGGCCUAACCUGGAAGCUUGGGGAGAAUGCGGUCAGAUCUCCGCAGCAGGCCUGCCUCCACUGGAAAGGUCUCCUUGAGCGUUUUCUGAGGGCAAGAAGGGGCAUGUCGGUCUCUGAGGGCCCACUGGGUUCCCCUGGGAGGGCAGGGGUCCCUUGCCAGGAUCUUAGGGGCAGCCCAAGUGGGCCCAAGGGCAGCAAUGGGGGGAUGGGCAUGGUCACUGGUGGGUUAUGUGGUUGGAGGCAGUCAGGGUGCCUCCAAGCUCACAUACAUGGAGUCUCCUGAACUCCUCCCAGCUCCUGCGUGCAAAGGUGUCGCUGUCAUCCGACCAGCAGACGGAGAAGGCGAACAUCUGUUAGAUGAAAGGCACAGCCCCGCCCCGCGUUGCCAGGCGCCCAUUGCCAUGGCGCCGGUCGCCAAGGCGGAUCCGUCGGACCCGCGGCUCCAACAGCACGCCUCUGUUUGCUCACGGCCCCGCCCCGCGUUGCCAUGGUGCCAAGCACAAGGAGCUGGGCGCACCCCCAAGGGAGGGCACAGAGCCAAGCCGUGGGCACGGGGGACGGUCAGAGCGCAGCGAUGGGGGCGUCGCGAGCCGCAACACGGGCGUCGCCGAGGCCGCAGCGCGUCUUCCACAACACGCUACUCUUCUACUGGAGGAAGCGGGAGCGCCGCCGCGGACGACGCAAGUCGGCCACGGGCCGUGGAACGAGGCCCAAGGGCGCGGCCAGGACUCGGGCCUCCGGCCCCGCGCGCACCCGGGCCCGGAACUCCGGCGCGUCCUUGGCCCGGACUCCUGCCUCUGGCUCUGCCUCUUCUCGCGCGCGGACCAAGGCCCCCAGCCCCGCCUCCACGCCGGACCCCGCCCCCGAUCCCGCCCCUGGCCCUAGCUCAGGCCCGGCGCCCGCGCCCGCGCCCGCGGCGCGCGCGCCCGGCUCCUGUGGCCGCGCUCUGGCGGCGGCGCGCGCGCUGGCCUGGAGGCCGACUUGGAGGCCCAGCUGGAGGCCGAGCUGGCCCGGCAGGCAUUGCGCGGGCAACAUGGCGGCGCCUGGUGAGCGGAGGCGCUUCGGCGGCGGGAACCUCUUCUUCUUUCUGCCCGGCGGCGCGCGCUCCGAGGUGAUGGACGACCUGGUGACGGACGCGCGCGGCCGGGGCGCGGGGCGAAAAGAUGCCGCCGCUUCGGCCCGGACGCCAUCCCAGGCGCCAGCCUCCGAUUCUCAGGUCGCCGAGGAUGCCUCCCGUAGGCGGCCCUGCCGGGCCUGCGUGGACUUCAAGUCGUGGAUGCGGACGCAGCAGAAGCGGGACAGCAAGUUUAGGGAAGAUUGUCCCCCGGAUCGCGAAGAACUGGGCCGCCACAGCUGGGCUGUCCUCCACACCCUGGCCGCCUACUACCCCGACCUGCCCACCCCAGAACAGCAGCAAGAUAUGGCUCAGUUCAUACAUUUAUUUUCCAAGUUUUACCCGUGUGAGGAGUGUGCUGAAGACAUAAGGAAAAGGAUACACAGGAAUGAGCCAGACACGCGCACUCGGGCAUGCUUCACCCAGUGGCUAUGCCGCCUGCACAACGAGGUAAACCGCAAGCUAGGCAAGCCGGACUUCGACUGCUCGCUGGUGGACGAGCGCUGGCGCGACGGCUGGAAGGACGGCUCCUGUGACUAGAAGACAGCUAGAGCCGGUGGGCGGCCUGGCCAGAGAGGGCGGGGCUCAUUAAAGUGCACGUCGGAGUGGGAGCCAGAGCCUGUCAUGUCUCAGUUGGGUGGCCCCCAGACACUGCCCAUGGAGCCUUUUCCUUCUCAGGUUUGGAGUAGAAGUGGAGGUGCGAUUGCAGGCACCCCAAUGGCCUCCUCCUCAGCCUGGGCCCCAUGGGGCUGCGAGUGAAGGAGGCAGGAGCAGCCUAGGCUGUCCCUUCCUCAGGAUUCAGCCUCCUGCCCACUUGACACCCUGCUGCCUACUUCCCUGCACAGGAAGGUGACAGGCCUGGUUGGGCUCCCCUGUCUCACCCCUCUAGGCCACACUGCUGUCUCCCUACCUUGCAGCUAGCGACAGCUAGGGGUAGUGACAGACUGUAGCCCCAGAGGCUGUGUGCUGUCUGCACUUCAGGAAAGAGGCCUGGGGGCUGAGCUCCUCUGCGCCUCCUGUCCAGCAUGUGACCUUGAAGAGCUGUACCAAGCCUGUCAGAGGCUCCGUGGCGCCUGAGACCAAAAUAAAAUGCUGAAGAAGUGACUAAAGACCUGGCUUCAG